Molecule: messenger RNA, 1347 nt
Organism: Aspergillus wentii DTO 134E9
Lineage: Eukaryota; Fungi; Ascomycota; Eurotiomycetes; Eurotiales; Aspergillaceae
Product: Zn(II)2Cys6 transcription factor domain-containing protein
Exons: 6
Coding region: 16-1347 (443 amino acids)
Biological process (GO): positive regulation of transcription by RNA polymerase II
Cellular component (GO): nucleus
Molecular function (GO): DNA-binding transcription factor activity, RNA polymerase II-specific; zinc ion binding; transcription cis-regulatory region binding
Source: RefSeq, a predicted model, not a curated record
CGAUAACGACAGAUAAUGCCACGUCCAUUUCUGAAAGAUCGUCACCACGAGUGCAGACUGCGAAAGGUCAAGUGUGACGGUCAUCGCCCGGUUUGUCUGCGCUGCGAGCGAGGCUCUCGUGAUUGUCGAUGGAGUUCGAGCUACACUCAGCCUUCCCCGUCAGGCUCACAGCCACCGCUGCCUGGGACACCGAGUACCCCGUUGGGGUUAACUGCGCCAUAUCGCAAUAGUGGCUAUACAUCAAGUAGAGACCCGGAAAAAGCUCUGCAGGAUCCCGAUGUUGCCCGGAUAUUCCGGUAUUACGUUGACCAUCUCGCUGGAUGGUAUGAUUUGAAUGACAGCAGACGCCAUUUCGGUGAUAUUGUUCCUAUAUGCGCACGACAGAAUUCCUUGUUGCUGAGUGCGAUAUUGGCCUUUUCUGCUGCCAGCCAGGGCUCAUCGUCUUCAUCGCGGAGAUAUAAGGAUUUAGCGGAAUCAUAUCAUCUUGAAAGUGUACAGGAAUUACUGUCGCUUACUUCGGAUGAAGAGCGGUUUAGAACAGGGGAAACAUUAGCAGCAAUUUGUCUUUUACGGUCAUACGAGAUUAUCUCUCAAAACGUCACCGCGCAAAGCCAUCUCCACGGCUCAUACUCCCUUCUGUCGAGCUUGUCAACAAACAUAGGAACGGGUCUUCUUAGUGCUGGCUUUUGGAACUACCUCCGGGAGGACAUAACCGUGGCUCUGAUCGAUAAGCGGAGCUUGAAGAUUGACCUGUCAGACCGACAUAUUCCGCCCAGAAUGGAGGGAGACGACGAUUUGGCUAAUUAUAUAUCCUAUCUACUCGGCAAGAUAAUCAAUCAAUGUCUGGAUGAACAGACGGAACCAGUCUCGGAAGACGUGUGGGAGUGUUUGAAAGGGGAAUUAGACAGCUGGAAGGACUCACUGCGAGGCUCAUUCGAUCCUAUUGAAACUCCCAGGCUAUAUGGGGAAAGCUCCUUUCCAUGUUUAUGGACAACGUGUGGAUGGCAUGCAUCGAGCCUACAAUACUACCACACGGCAAUGUGCAUUCUAUGCCUGGCUCAACCAUCCCAUAUUCUCAAUACCCUACAGCAUAUCAACCGAAUUAAAGAGCUAGAGAUUAAACUGUCUCAUCACGCUACCCAAGUCUGCGCGUUGGCAAUAUCCAGUAAUUCAGCCCCUGUAUGGGUGAACUCAUUCGGCCCGAUAUCUUUCUGUGGACCAUGGCUUCGAGAUCGACAGAAGAUAUCAGAGCUGACAACUUUCUUGGAGAAAUGGGGAAGGAAAACCGGAUGGCCGGUGGCUAGUACUAUCGAUUCGCUUUCUAGGAUUUCGAGUGAUGUACCAUGA